Molecule: messenger RNA, 3242 nt
Organism: Scylla paramamosain (green mud crab)
Lineage: Eukaryota; Metazoa; Arthropoda; Malacostraca; Decapoda; Portunidae
Product: coiled-coil domain-containing protein 6-like
Exons: 8
Coding region: 34-1473 (479 amino acids)
Source: RefSeq, a predicted model, not a curated record
CCAGAGUCUUCCGUCUAUUGCCGGAGUGUAAACAUGGCCGACAGCGCCAGCGAGAGUGACUCGUCCUCCGUCACUGACGGGCCAACCAUGCAGCCCCCGUCCAUGCCACCCUCCCCCAUCACGAGGGAGCAGUGGCAGAAGAGAAUAGACUGUUUACAGCAGCAAAAUCGUGUUCUCAGGGCCGAGCUGGAGACGUACAAGUUGAGGGUGAAGAGUCUGCACGAGGAGAACAGGGCGUUGCGGCAAGCGUCUGUCAAUAUUCAAGCCAGAGCUGAGCAAGAGGAGGAGUUUAUCAGUAACACUUUACUGAAGAAAAUACAGGCUCUAAAGAAAGAAAAGGAAACUUUAGCUCUCAACUACGAGCAAGAAGAGGAAUGCUUGACAAAUGAUUUGUCACGCAAACUCAGUCAACUGCGUCAGGAGAAAGUGGAAUUGGAACAGACUCUUGAACAGGAACAGGAGUGCCUUGUUAACAAGUUGAUGCGCAAAAUAGAGAAGUUGGAAACUGAAACAGCAGCAAAACAAAAUGAUCUAGAAACUCUAAGGAGAGAAAAGAUUGAAUUAGAAAAUACACUGGAACAGGAACAGGAAGCCCUAGUCAAUAAACUAUGGAAGAGGAUGGAUAAAUUGGAAGCUGAGAAAAGGAUGUUGCAGGGUAAGCUGGAGCAGCCAAUCUCAAACCCGCCCUCACCAGCAGACUUUAAUCAAGGUGACCGUGCAAAUAACUUAUCUUCACACAUACAGCACCUGCGGGAUGAAGUAUCUAGGUUUAGAGAGCAACUCACUAGUGCCCAGGAGGAACUGGUCCUUCCAGACAAUCGCACAACCCAACAGUAUGCAAAUGAAGAGCGUUUAAUUCGUGAAGAGAAUCUACGCCUUCAGAGAAAGUUACAAAUGGAAGUUGAGCGAAGAGAGGCCUUAUGUCGACACCUCUCUGAGUCAGAGUCAAGCCUGGAGAUGGAGGAAGAGAGGCACUACAAUGAAAUCACCUCCCAUCGUCACCGAACACUCUCCAGUCCAGUGCCGUACAAUCCCUCUCCCAGCCCAUCACGUCCACUUUCACCAGGUCUUUCCAGUUAUAGUGGUGGACGUGACCUGUUCUCCCCUCCAAGCCCCAUGGGUCGUUGUCCUCACUGUGGCCAGGUGAUCAUCCACCAUCCUCCGCCCUCUGUUCCUCCACCUAACUACUUGCCCUCAGCAUCCCCUCCCCCUCCACCUGUAAUAUCUCCAGCAUUCCAGAGACUUGGUCCUCGCACUUCACAAGAACGGUUUGUGAAGCCCAUUGCUCCUCCCCCAAGCAGCUCAGCUUUGUUGGCUACCCCAGCCUCCCAUCACACAUCAUCUAAUACAUCAGGAUCAACUUCCAGUUCCACACCUCCUCAUCCUCCUCCUCCGCCAGUUCCAGCCCCACAGCUGCCAUCCUCUCCUCACCCUGUUGCCCCACCUUCCCCUAUGGAUGUGAGCCGCAAUUGAUGGAGAAUGCCUUGGAUUUGUGGUGAAAAAUCUCUUAUAUCACUUGUAGAAAGGUUGCUAGUAAGCUUUAUAUCAUGAUUAGAAUUGGAAAGUUAUUUUCUCUUAUUUGUGGAUAUAAUGUUGUGACUUGUGAUAGAGGAGAUACUGAUAAAAGUGAAUUGGGGCAACUUCUUGAAAAACUUGUGGACAACAGUGAAUUACGUACCCCACAGAUGUCCUGAUGAAAUUCAGUUAAUGAAACUUAUGCAGAUUUAUGGCAGUCUUAGAAAGUUUUAUUUAAGCUAAAUGUGAUAACUGCGUGAGAUAAAUACAUAAGAAAGAUGUUAAUAGAAUAAUUUGAAGAAAUGAUGUUAGUGUAAGAGGUGUGGAAGCAGUGGCAGUGAAAUGGACUGUUUCUAUCUGUCUUCCUCUGAUGGUCUGUCUGUCUGUCUGUCUGUCUGUCUGUCUGUCUGUCUGUCUCUUUCAAUCAGUUUUUAUGUCAAUCUGUUUGGCAGCAAAUCUAUAAUCUUCUGCCAUAAUCAGUCAGUCAGUUUUGUCAGCCAGUAUAUUUCAGACAGUCAAUGUCUGCCAGUAUCAGUGAGUAUGUCUACACUUGACCUUCAUACCUCUCUCUCUCUCUCUCUCUCUCUCUCUCUCUCUCUCUCUCUCUCUCUCUCUCUCUCUCUCUCUCUCUCUCUCUCUCUCUCUCUCUCUCUCUCUCUCUCUCUCUCUCUCUCUCUCUCUCUCUCUCUCUCUCUCUCUCACUUAAAAUUGUGAUAUCAAGCCUGCUUGUUGUUGGACAACUGUAUGUCAGUGUCUUUAGAAUUUAGUGCUGAAUUGAUUCCCUUAGAUGAAGAUACACUAAUAUUUACCCUGAUUGUAGCACAGUUUAUUAUUUUGUUUUACAGUGUCUGUGAAGCUAUAAUAAACCAGUUUAUGCACAACUUCUCUAUUUGAAAUUUCAGGUAAUAUGAUAACAUUACCAAAUAAUUAGGUGAUGGUAUUUUGUUGUUAUGGGUCCAUUAUUACUGGUUAGAUUAGCUCCAAAGAUGAGAAAAAUUAAGUGAAAAUUAUCUUAUGUAAAAUUAUUACCAAGCAUACAAUUACAAGUAUACCUUGUAAAUUUGUCAACAAAAAGCAUUGAUUUUACAGAUAAAGUUGUUUUAUCUACAUACUGUUUUUUAGUAUGGAUGAACAAAUCUUUGUAUUUAUACAGGUACGUAGGUAAGUAUGUAAUGUUUAUGAAACUAUGUACUUGAACACAUGAGUACUUAAUAUGUUGUAUUUACCACUUGAUAACUUCAUAACAUUGCUGUGCCUAUUAUGCAUCACCAACACUAAUGACUGACUGCAUGUAAGCAACUUCAAUUGUUAUUUAUAGUUGUGGCAGCUUGAAAAUUGAUGGAGAAUGCUGGGAGGAGAGCAAUAUAUAUAUAUAUAUAUAUAUAUAUAUAUAUAUAUAUAUAUAUAUAUAUAUAUAUAUAUAUAUAUAUAUAUAUAUAUAUAUAUGUGUGUGUGUGUGUGUGUGUGUGUGUGUGUGUGUGUGUGUGUGUGUGUGUGUGUGUGUGUGUCUCAUAGUUAAUUGGAAAAGGUUGGCUGGGGAGUUAUUUAAUUAUGGCAUUUUGGUGAAAGUGCCACAUGAUAUUUCUUUGGAUUUUUAAGUCACUGGCUUUGAUCUAUGCUAAUUCUUGCAGAAUGAUACAGUGUUCUUGGGUAGCUUGGGUUUAAUGAUGUAACCUUAACAUUUGAGUGAAAAAUCCUAGUAAAUCACUCAUGAAGAAUAAAAUCAA